Molecule: messenger RNA, 1321 nt
Organism: Lecanosticta acicola
Lineage: Eukaryota; Fungi; Ascomycota; Dothideomycetes; Mycosphaerellales; Mycosphaerellaceae
Source: the annotation of a GenBank genome assembly
AUGGCACGAGGCACGAAACUCAAAGCAGCGCUUGGCCGUUUCAAGGGCGUUGACCACCAGCAGGAACAUCAGAAGAAGCUGCAAAAGGAAGCAGAGAAGAGAAAGCUCAAGAAGAAGAGAUCGGAGCUCGAUAUUGGAGCACUUGAGGAUGCGGUAGCCGGAGAAGAAGCGAUUGAAGAGGCGCAUGAUCUUGCAAACACCGUGAACGAGAGCCGACGAGAAAAGAGGGCGGCGAAGAAAGCAAAAGCAGGGGAGAGAGCAAAAGGAGAAGCGGAUGGGUGGGAAACAGAGGAAAGCGAGGAUGCGGAAGACGACGAAGACGAAGGUGGCGUAGAGAUCGGCGCGAUGGAGGAUGAGUCCGACUCAGAUUCAGAAUACGAGGAGAUCAUAUCGAAGGAAGACAAGGCCCAAACUAACGGAGACGCUGACGAGGGCGAUGAGGAUGAGGAGGACGACGACAUUCCACUUUCGGACAUCGAUUCUCUCGCAUCGGAAGACAAGGAAGACGUCGUACCGCACCAGAGGUUGACAAUCAACAACACCGCCGCUCUCCAACGCUCGCUGAAAUCUUUCCAACUACCACUUCACCUACCAUUCUCCGCCGUACAGUCAGUCACCUCAACGGAGCCUGUACAAAUAGCCGAUGUUGAGGACGAUCUCAACAGGGAAUUGGCCUUCUAUAGACAAUCAUUGGAAGCAGUCACAGAAGCCCGGGAUCGGCUCAAGAAGGAAGGAGUACCCUUCAGCAGACCUACCGAUUUUUUCGCGGAGAUGGUUAAGUCAGAAGAACAGAUGGGCAAGGUACGGGAGAAGCUGCUAGAUGAAGCGGCGCGAAAGAAGGCGAGUGCCGAUGCCAGGAGACAGCGAGACCUCAAGAAGUUUGGCAAGGCGGUGCAGGUAGCGAAGCUACAGGAGCGACAGAAGGAGAAGAGGGAAACUCUGGAUCGUAUUAACACACUCAAGCGAAGUAAUUAACUCUCAUACCGUGCACUUCAGGGAUACUUUGUACUGACUUCUUGCAGAACGCCAAGGCGCAGAUCUCACCGCAAACGAGGACGACAUGUUCGACGUGGCACUGGAGGACGCAGCCGUCACUGCCAAGUCAGACAGAGCAGCAAGAAAGGCUGGAGGAGCCGAAGGGCCCAACAGGAAACGCCAGAAGAAAGACGAGAAGUUUGGCUUCGGUGGCAAGAAGAGAUUUGCAAAGUCGAAUGACGCGAAGUCGACUGGCGAUAUGAGAGGAUUCUCAACUAAGAGGAUGAAGGCUGGAAGUAAGCCUGGGAAGCAGAGACCAGGAAAGAGCAAGCGUGCGCGCGUGUAA